Molecule: messenger RNA, 10307 nt
Organism: Anguilla rostrata (American eel)
Lineage: Eukaryota; Metazoa; Chordata; Actinopteri; Anguilliformes; Anguillidae
Product: lipopolysaccharide-responsive and beige-like anchor protein
Biological process (GO): intracellular protein localization
Cellular component (GO): cytosol; membrane
Molecular function (GO): protein kinase binding
Source: RefSeq, a predicted model, not a curated record
GGGCACACCUGGACCAGGGUGGUCAUUCGCCGCUCACUGCGCAUGCUCAGCCUGCUGUACGGGCGACACUAUCAUGGCGGAGACGAUCAAGAGCAGGAGGUGAAUCAGGAAGAUAUGGCGCUGAAUGUGGGCUAAGACCGAAAUUAAGAAAUUUCACCACUUUGGACUAACAGGUGCCAUACCUGUAAGUUGCACCUGUCCUUAAUUUGCCAUGGCGAGCGAGGGGACGUCAACUCUCGGACUCGCAAAUGAUGGAUCAAAAAACGAAGGACCGGCUAUUCUGCCCAUCAACGCCGGGGUUCCGAUAAGGGGGAUCAGAAUGAAAUUCGCUGUGCUCACCGGACUGGUGGAAGUCGGAGAAGUUUCUAACCGGGAUAUUUUAGAAACAGUCUUCAAUCUGCUGGUGGGUGGUCAGUUCGACCUGGAGCUCAACUUCGUCGUCCAGCAGGCGGAGAGCGUCACCUGCAUGGUGGAGCUUCUGGACAAGUGCGAGCCCACCUGCCAGGCGGAGGUGUGGAGCAUCUUCAGCGCCAUCCUCAGGAAGAGCCUACGCAACCUGCAGGCCUGCACGGAGGCGGGCCUGAUCGAGCAGCUCCUGACCCGCCUCCACAGGGCCGACUGCGUGAUCGCAGAUCUGAUGGUGGACAUGCUGGGAGCCCUGGCCAGCUACAGCAUCAGUCCGCACGAGCUGAAGCUGUUUUUCAGCAAACUGCAGGGAGAGGAGGGAAAAUGGCCUCCACAUGCUGUGAAGCUGCUCUCGGUGUUGAACUGUAUAGCUCACAGAAACGGACCAGACGCCUUCUUCAGCUUCCCUGGGAAGAGUGCUGCGGCUAUAGCUCUACCUCCCAUUGCAAAGUGGCCCUACCUGAACGGAUUCACCUUCCAAACCUGGAUGCGCUUGGACCCGCUCAACACAAUGAAUCUGGAGAAUGACAAGCCUUACCUGUACUGCUUUCGCACCAGCAAAGGCCUGGGCUACUCGGCCCACUUCGUGGCCGGCUGUUUGACCGUGACCGCGGUGAAGUCCAAGGGGAAGGGGAUCCAGCACUGUGUGAAGUACGACUUCAAACCGCAGAAGUGGUACAUGGUGACCUUAGUGCACGUCUACCAUCGCUGGAAGAACAGUGAAAUCUGGUGCUAUGUCAACGGGGAACUGGCGUCAUGUGAGGACGUAAACUGGUCGGUCAGCACCAAUGACACGUUCGACAAGUGCUUCCUGGGCUCAUCGGAGACGGCGGAUUCCAGCCGUGUCUUCUCUGGCCAGAUGGGGGCGGUGUACGUGUUCAGCGACUCCCUCAAUGCCGCUCAGGUCCUGGGAAUCUACCAGCUGGGCCCUUCGUACAAGGGCACGUUCAAUCACAGCGCCGAGAGUGACCUGAUGUUGGCCGAGCACCACAAGAUGGUCCUGUAUGACGGCAAGCUCCUCAACUCCAUCGCCUUCGCCUACAACCCCCGGGCCACCGACGCCCAGCUGUGCCUGGACUCCUCCUGCAGAGGCAGCCCCUCCAUCUUCGUGCACUCGCCGCAUGCCCUUAUGCUGCAGGACGUGAGAGCCGUGCUCGCGCCCUCCGUACAGAGCGCCAUUCACUCCAUCGGCGGAGUCCAGGCCCUCUUCCCCCUCUUCGGCCAGCUCGACUAUCCCCAGCACACCACUGACCAGCUGGACACCUCCAUCUGCCACACGCUGCUGUCAUUUUUGAUGGAACUGCUGAAGAACUCUGUGGCUAUGCAAGAGCAGCUCCUAGCCUCCAAGGGCUUUCUGGUUAUAGGAUACUCUCUAGAAAAGUCCUCCGAAGUCCACGUGACCCAGCCUAUUCUGGACAUCUUCAUUGCCUACGCCCGUUACCUGAGCAACCUGCCGAACGGCGUCGUGCUGCUCAAACAGCUGUGCGAUCACAUCCUGUUCAACCCCGUCAUCUGGAUCCACAGCCCUGCCAAGGUGCAGCAGACCCUGUACACCUACCUGGCGACGGAGUUUGUCAGCUCGGUGGCCGUCUACAGCGCCGUCCGCAGGGUGGGCACGGUGGUGCAGAUCAUGCACACGCUCAAGUACUACUACUGGGCGGCAAAUCCUCAGGAACGGAGCGGGGUCACGCCCAGAGGCCUCGACGGGCCCAGACCCACUCAGAAGGAGAUCCUCUCCAUGAGAGCCUUCCUGCUUUUAUUUAUCAAGCAGCUGAUCGUGAAGGACCAUGGGGUGAGGGAACAGGAACUGCAGAGCAUUCUCAACUAUCUGCUCACCAUGCAUGAGGAUGACAAUUUAAUUGACGUGCUGCAGCUGCUGGUGGCUGUGAUGUCAGAGCAGCCGGGCUCCAUGGUGCCGACCUUUGACCGGUGCAACGGAAUACGUGUGAUCUAUAAGCUUCUUGCUUCCAAAGAUGAAGGGGUUCGAGUCCAAGCCCUUAAGGUGCUGGGGUACUUCCUAAAGUAUCUACCUCCAAAGAGGAAGUCGGAGAUCAUGCUGGGUCACGGUCUCUUCUCCCUCCUGUCAGAGCGGCUGAUACUCCACGCCCACCAGUCCACCCUCACCACGUACAACGUCCUCUUCGAGAUUCUCACUGAGAAGGUCAGCACGCAGGUGAUUCGCAAACAGCACCUCGAUCCCGACUCCGCGGUGAAGAUCGUCAACCCACAGAUCCUGAAGGUGAUUGCGGCCCUGCUGAAGAACUCGCCCCAGAGCCCCGAGAGCAUGGAGGUGCGGCGGAUCUUCCUGUCCGACAUGAUCCGGGUGUUCAGCAACAGCCGGGAGAACCGCAGGAGUCUCCUGCAGUGCUCCGUGUGGCAGGAGUGGAUGCUGUCCUUGUGCUACGUCAGCCCGCGGAACAACGAUGAGCAGAAGGUCACGGAGAUGGUUUACGCCCUCUUCCGAAUCCUCCUGUACCACGCCAUCAAGUACGAGUGGGGAGGCUGGCGCGUGUGGGUGGACACGCUCUCCAUCACCCACUCCAAGGUUACUUUUGAGCAACACAAAGACAACCUGGUCAGCAUGCUCCAGGAAUACGAGAGGGGGUCCACCGGAGAUGGCUUGGGUCCUAUCAGAACCGUCUCCGGGUCCAGUCUGUCCCAGUCCAACGGGGAGCACGCCGUGCUCCAUGAAGAAGAAGAGCGAGCCCCCUCUACCAUCAUCGAGCUGACUGUAGAGGGCGACGGAGAGCAGGGCCAGGCGUUGAUCACCGUGCCUGAUAUCCUGAACGGAGCUGUCGUGGAGGAGCUGCCUGCGCAGGUCGAGGGCCAGGAGCUGUGUGCGGAGCCCUUGGGCCCAGCUACAGGAACGACCGUUAACGACCACGCUAGCAUGAUCCCUGAGACUGCAGCACAAACUGCUGCUGCUGCCCCUGACAAAGUGGAACCUGUGCAGCUCCAGGAGGAAGCCACAAGUGCCGAUACAGAAAAUACAGAUGACAGUGCUGUGGCUACAGAUGAUCAUACGGAAACUACAGGGGAUGAUGAGGAAGCUACAGGUGACAAAGCUGAAGCUACAGGGGAUGAAAUGGCUGCUGGUGACAAAGCAGAAGUUGCUGGUGACGAUGUAGAAGCUGCAUGUGACAAAGCAGAAGCUACAGGUGACAAAUCGGAAACUACAGGUGACAAAGCUGACGCUACAGGGGAUGAAAUGGCUGCUGGUGACAAAGCAGAAGUUGCUGGUGACGAUGUGGAAGCUGCUGGUGACAAUUCAGAAGCUACAGGUGACAAAUCGGAAACUGCAGGUGACACAGUUGAAGCUACAGGUGAUGCAAUGGUAGCUGCAGGUGAUGAUGUGGAAGCUGCAGGUGACAAAGCUGACGCUACAGGGGAUGAAAUGGAUGCUGGUGACAAAGCAGAAGUUGCUGGUGACGAUGUGGAAGCUGCAUGUGACAAAGCUGAAGCUGCAGGUGAUGAAAUGGAAGCUGCAGGUGACAAGGCUGACGCUACAGGGGAUGAAAUGGAUGCUGGUGACAAAGCAGAAGUUGCUGGUGACGAUGUGGAAGCUGCUGGUGACAAAGCUGAAGCUGCAGGUGAUGAAAUGGAAGUUGCUGUUGACAAAUCGGAAACUACAGGUGACGAUAUGGAUACUGGGUCUAGCCACCAUGAAGAGGGCCCAUUAGAUGUCUCAGCUGACAGUGGCCAGGAUAAGGCCAUCGUUGAUGUUGUGGAAGACUCGUCCUCGGUUUCUCUUCCCGUUUCUGCAGAAAAGGGGGAGCAAGAGGAAGAUGAGCAAGGGGCUGGUGAUGAAGCGGGGUCUAAACCGAAAGAGGAAGAGCAGCAGGUGAGUGGAACAGCAGCCGAAAAGGUUGUCGCUGAUCCGGCCGCCCCCACGUCAUCUGAGAACCUAGAGGAGCAAAAGGCUCCAACGGACCAGAGCUCACAACCCCCCUGUGCUGAGGGUAAAGACCCCCCCGGCUCAGAGAUCUCACAACCCCCCACCACUGAGGGUUCAGACCCUCCCAGCUCAGAGAUCUCACAACCCCCCACCACUGAGGGUUCAGACCCUCCCAGCUCAGAGUCCUCACAACCCCUCACCAUUGAGGGUUCAGACCCCCCCCACCGAGGGUUCAGACCCCCCACCCAACGAGGGUUCAGACCCCCCAACCACCGAGGGUUCAGACCCCCCAACCACCGAGGGUUCAGACCCUCCCAGCUCAGAGAGCCAAGACCCCCAGCCCGCCACUCCAACACAGAAAGCCCAAAGAAAACAGACCUUGAGGUCUCAGAGGGGGCGGGGACAACAGAGGCUGCACCACCCACCCCUAAGGCCAAAGAGAUGAAGAUCGCCCAGCUGGACGUGACCAGUGUGGCCGCUGACACAGCGAAGACGGAGCUGAAGGAGCAGCCAUCAGAGGGCGCCAGCCAAGGUGCGUCAGCUGACCAAGGCAAGGAGUCCUCCUCCACUGGGCAGGAAACGGCCUUCCACAUCCCACAAUUCCAGUGGUCCCACAUGCACCAGCGCCUGCUGACGGACCUGCUGUUCGCCAUCGAGACGGACAUUCAGAUGUGGAGAAGCCACUCCACCAAGUCUGUGACGGAGUUUGUCAACAGCAGCGAGAACAUCGUCUUCGUGCACAACACCGUUCACCUGGUGUCCCAGAUAGUGGACAACCUUGUCGUGGCGUCGGGAGGCAUCCUGCCUCUCCUGUCUGCGGCCACCUCGUCCUCCCGCGAGCUGGAGAGCGUGGAGUCGUCGCAGGGCCUGGCGCCCGAGGCGGCCGUCACCUUCCUGCAGCGGCUGAUGAGCCUGGCCGACGUGCUGAUCUUCGCCAGCUCGCUCAACUUCGCCGAGGUGGAGUCGGAGAAGAACAUGUCGCCGGGCGGCAUACUGAGGCAGAGCCUCCGUCUGGUGUGUACCAUAGCGGUGCGGAACUGUCUGGAUUGUCAGCAGCAGCAGCUGUCUCCCUCCAAGCCCAGCACAGAGGGCUCCUGGAGUCAGAAGGCCACGCAAAACAUGGCCAGAGGCUCCCGCUCCAUGUCCGUGCAGUGUUCUGUGGACAUGAGGACAGAAGACCAAAACCUGCUGAUGCACGACAUGGACAUAAACCGGCUCCGUGCUGCUGUCUUCAGAGACACUGAGGACAGUAAGCAGGCGCAGUUCCUGGCCCUGGCGGUGGUCUACUUCGUCUCCGUCCUGAUGGUGUCCAAAUACCGGGACAUCCUGGAGCCCCACAACGAGAGGAGGCGCCUGCAGCGCAGCCUGUCUGUGCCCUGCAGAGAGGUGGGCCAGGGUGGCGCUGGUGACAGGCUGAAGAACGGGGUGUUCGUCCGACGGAGAGACUCCGGGAUCGGAGAGGAGCCGGGCCCCGUCUCCGCCAGCGAAGCCGAGUCGGGGGCCGCGGGGGACACAGGGGCCGAGGGGGCCGAGGGGGCCACGGGGCCCGGCGAACCCCAGUUGGCUCCGCCCCCGCCCGUCACCUCGCCGACGAAGAGCAACGUGCGGGACAUCCUGCGCAGCCUGAUCAGCGGCUCGGCCGACAAAGCGCCGGUGGCCCCCGGGCCCCUCCUCCCCGCCUUCCUGGGGCCCGGCGGGGACGCCGCCCGGGACCUGUCCAUGCAGUUCCGCUCCUUCGACAGGAGUGUUGUGGUGGCGCCCAAGAAGGGGGGAGCGGCCGCCUCCGCAGGCAGCGGGCCCAGUGGGACGCCCGUCAGCAACGUCGCCGUGGUGUCCUCAGGCGAAGCCACGCCCAGCGCUAGCGCGGACUCUGCUGCCGGAGGGGACUCGACCAGCGCUAAUCUACCAGCUGUCCCCAACCUCGCCCCACUGACCCACGAGUCAGCCUCCAGAAUGAGUAUUUCGGAGAGGUUGGACCACGCUCUGGAGAGGGCCGCGCCCCUGCUGAGGGAGAUCUUUGUGGACUUCACCCCCUUCCUGUCCCGCACGCUCCUGGGGAGCCACGGCCAGGAGCUCCUGAAUGAGAACACCAGUCAGCUGUGCAUCAAGUCCAGCAGCUCGGUGGUGGAGCUGGUCAUGCUUCUGUGUUCACAGGAAUGGCAGAACUCCAUCCAGAAGAACGCGGGCAUGGCCUUCAUCGAGCUCGUCAACGAGGGGAGUCUGCUCAGUCAUAACAUGAAGGAUCACCUGGUGCGGGUGGCCAAAGAGGCGGAGUUCAUCCUGAACAGACAGCGUGCUGAGGACCUCCAGAAACACAGAGAGUUUGAGGCCCAGUCCGCCGAGUAUUCUGCUGAGAAGUGUGAGGAGGAGAGAAUAAGCGAUCACCUGAUCAGGGCGGUUAAAUACCGGGAUCACGUGACCGCCGGCCAGCUCAUCCAGAAAAUCGUGAACAUCCUGAUGGACAAGCGCGGAGCGUGGGGAAGCUCCACCCACAAUCGCCCUCGCCAGUUCUGGCGCCUGGACUACUGGGAGGACGACCUGAGGAGGCGGCGGCGCUUCGUCCGGAACCCCUCCGGAUCGGCGCAUUCCGAGGCCUCGCCCCGGGCCGUGCCCCUCAACGCCCUCGAGGAAGAUGUUCUGAAAGGCAAACAGUCCAUCAGGAGUCAAGCUCUGGGAAAUCAGAACUCGGAGAGUGAAUUAUUGUUGGACGGGGACGGUGAUGCUCUGUCAUCCUUGGAGGAUAAGGAAUUAGAAAACUUAACGGGCUCGGUGAACCUGAGUACCGGAGCGCAGCUGGUUGCCCCCGCGGUGGCAGUGAGAGGGACCCUGUCCAUCACGGCCUCAGAGCUCUACUUCGAGGUGGAUGAAGAAGAACCCAGCUUUAAGAAAAUCGAUCCAAAGAUUCUGGUGUACACCGAGGGGCUCCAUGGGAAAUGGCUCUUCAGCGAGAUCCGGGCCGUCUUCUCCCGUCGCUACCUGCUCCAGAACACAGCCCUGGAAAUAUUCAUGGCUAACAGGACUUCCAUCAUGUUUAACUUCCCCGACUCGGCCACCGUCAAGAAGGUCGUGCACCGCCUGCCCCGUGUCGGCGUGGGAACCAACUUUGGGCUGCCACAAACCAGGCGCAUCUCUCUGGCCAGCCCCCGGCAGCUGUACAAGGCCUCCAGCGUGACCCAGCGCUGGCAGCGACGCGAGAUCUCCAACUUCGAGUACCUCAUCUUCCUCAACACCAUCUCCGGCCGGACAUACAACGAUUUGAGCCAGUACCCCGUCUUCCCCUGGGUCAUCGCCAAUUACGACACCAACAUCCUGGACCUGACCAUGCCCAGCACCUACAGGGACCUGUCCAAGCCCAUCGGCGCUCUCAACCCCAAGCGGGCGGCGGCUUUUUCCGAGCGCUUCGAGUCCUGGGAGGACGAGCAGGUGCCCAAGUUCCACUACAGCACCCACUACUCCACCGCCGGACACACCCUCACCUGGCUGCAGAGAAUCGAGCCUUUCACAACCUUUUUACUCAACUUCAACGAAGGCCAGUUUGACCACCCCGACCAAACCUUCUCUUCAGUAUCCAAAGCCUGGAGGAGCUGCCAGAGGAACGCUUCUGAUGUGAAGGAAUUGAUCCCGGAAUUUUACUAUCUCCCGGAGAUGUUUGUCAACUCCAAUAAUUACGCGCUGGGAGUGAUGGCUGAUGGGACGCCGGUGUCCGACGUGGACCUCCCGCCGUGGGCCAAGACCCCAGAAGAGUUUGUGCGCACAAACAGGCUGGCCCUGGAGAGCGAGUACGUGUCCUCCCAGCUGCACCAGUGGAUCGACCUCGUCUUCGGCUGCAAGCAGAAGGGGCCCGAGGCCGGCAAGGCCCUCAACGUCUUCUACCACCUGACCUACGAGGGCGCGGUCGACCUCAACGCCGUCACUGACCCCGCACUGAGAGAGGCUGCGGAGGCUCAGAUCCAGAGAUCUGGACAGACGCCCUGCCAGCUGCUCAGUGAACCCCACGCCCCACGGAGCUCCUCCACGCAGGCGACGGAAAUCGCGUUCGGCGAGGAGUCCCCGCAGGACGUCAUCAUGGUGCUCAAGUUCCCCUCCAACUCGCCGGUGGUGCACGUGUCCGCCAACACGCAGUCCGGCCUGCAGGCCCCCGCCAUCAUCACCGUCACCGCCAACCGCCUCUUCGCCGUCAACAAGUGGCACGGCCUGCUGGGACACGUAUCACCCAACCAGGAUCAGCAGCAGCAGCUUCCUGUUGAGAUUGAUCCUCUCUUAGCCACCAACACAGGCUGCCAGCGCAGGCAGGUGACUGACCUUCUGGACCAGAGCAUACAGGUGCACUCUCAGUGCUUCAUUGUCACUGCUGACAACCGCUUCAUCCUGCUCUGUGGCUUCUGGGACCGGAGCCUCCGCGUCUACUCUACUGACUCAGGGAAGCUGGCCCAGAUCGUGUUCGGGCACUGGGACGUGGUGACGUGCCUGGCCCGGUCCGAGUCCUACAUUGGGGGGGACUGCUACGUCCUGUCGGGGUCCCGGGACGCCACCCUGCUGCUCUGGUACUGGAACGGGAAGAGCUGCUGCAUCGGGGAGAACGCCGAAGCCGAGUUUGUGACUCCCCGGGCCGUGCUGUCGGGUCACGACUGCGAGGUCACCUGCGCCAGCGUGUGCGCGGAACUGGGGCUGGCCAUCAGCGGGUCCCGAGAGGGGCUGUGCCUCAUACACACCAUGAACGGGGACCUGCUGUGGUCCCUGGAGGGCCCCGAGAGCUCCCUGAGGCCCCGGCUCAUCCAGUCCUCCACCGAGGGCCACUGCGUGGUGUACUACGACAAGGGCCACUUCUGCGUCUUCAGCGUCAACGGCAGGCUGCUGGUCCACGCCAAGGUGGAGGGUCAGACAAAGGCUAUUCUCCUGAGCCGAGAUGGACAUUACAUGCUGUCGGGGGGCGAUGAGGGAGUGCUUAACGUCUGGCAGGUCCAUGACCUCAAACACCUUUUCAGUUACCCUGGCUGUGAUGCGGGCAUACGGUCCAUGGCCAUGUCACAUGACCAAAGGUGCAUCAUCACUGGCAUGUCAUCGGGAAGCAUCGUGAUGUUUCACACCGAUUUCAACAGAUGGCAUCAUGAAUAUCAGAGCAGAUACUGACGUCUGACCACUAGAGGGGGCUAUAACCACAGGAAAUGACUCCCACAUCCUGCACUAUUCUUUAUAAAUACUGAAUUCCUGAAUGUAUCUUCAUUUCCCUGCACAGAAGCAAAACUAUUUUUGAAUGUUUUUUUCCUAUAUUUUGUAGAACUCAACGAAUUUCAUAAAAUACACAACUCUGAGCUGGGUUAUAUAGCUAUAAAUCUAUUUUUAGCUGCAAGAGUCUAUUUUCAUCUCUGAGGAAAUAUGAGGGCUUGCGUGGUCAGUAAUAGUUAGAAAAUUAUAUUUGCAUCAGUUGUCUUUGGGGAAAAAAAAAACAUUUGUGUAAUGGAGGGGUUGGGGUGAUUUGAAUUUGAAUGUGUGUGAUAAAGAAAUGUUUGUCAUAAGCUUUACGCUUUUCUGUGUGCUGCUGAAGGGAUCUUAAAGCAAUAUGCGGUUUGGGUUGAGGUGUGGAGUUAUAUGUCUCAGUCCUGUUUGUGCACCACGAGAGAGCCACUGAGAAGGGAUUUAUAUCCUGCACUAUCUCAGUGCUCAUUACCCGAGUCCCUCCCCCAUGGGUCUUGUUGAUGAGUCAGAAGUCUCCAGUCUUGAGAUCCCAGGAGGAGGGGCAUGGCUCAGAUUUUUUAGGAGACGGUUCCAUUCGACAAGGCUACAUGACUAUAAAAGGUAACGAUCAACACUCAGUGUAUUUAAAAGUUCAGCCAGGUGCACAAAACAUCUGAUGAAAGCAGAACUGCUGUAUUUUGAUGUACUGUAUCACUGUUUUGGAUCGAGUGUGUUGACGUGUGACAAGUUGGAAAUAGGAAUGAAUUUGUAACAUGAGUUAUAAAUUCAUUCAAAUUCAGCUGAAAAUAAUAAAAAUGAAUUUGUAACAGGA